AUGACACUGCAAGCGAUGAGGUUCCUAAUUUUUUCUUUGUUUGCAUUCAUCCUUCUUACUAAUAUUCUUGUUUCAGCUCUAAACUAUGAAGAUAUGGCUAUGGCAGUAAAGAAGAUCAACAAACCUCUGAUUGUAGAGAGGGUGCCUAUACAAUUACAAAAAAUACAGAAAGAUCAAUUAAAAAGAAGUGACAAAGAGUCGCAAACUUCGCUGAGAAACCGGACAAAGUUUCCCAAAGAAACUAUUCCCAUUACGGAGACCACAGUUGCUGAUUCUAUGAGAGCAAAUUUUGUGUCCGAAUUUGAAAGGAAACCACACUUUCAUUUUAAUCAACUAAAUUCAGAUGGUUAUAAGGUUGCACUCGCCAUUUAUCAACCAGAAAAUAAGAUAUAUGGAGCACAAGCACGUAUAAACCUAUGGAAUCCAUCGGUCGAGAGGAACAUUAUUGGAUAUAGCACAGCUCGUAUUCGUAUCAUAUCAGGACCAUCAGUAGAUAAUUUUGACGCCAUUGAAGUUGGAUGGCUUGUAAACUCAUCGCUUAAUGGUGAAGAUCAAACUACUAGAUUUUUUGUUUCUUGGACUAAUGAUGCGUAUCGAACAAAACACUACUAUCGUUCAGUUGGAGGUCGUGAGGGAUUUAAGAUUUACGGUGAUGGUAAAGUCCCAGGAGCCCCAUUUGAUCAUGUAUCAACUUAUGGCAGUCACCAAUAUGAUAUGAUCGCGAGUAUCUCGAAGAAUAAAAGGACAAAAAAUUGGUGGCUUGAAGUUGAAGGAAAGAGGGUGGGUUUUUGGCGAAAAGACUUUUUCCCACAUCUGGAAGAUGGGGGUAGUGUUGUGGAUUGGGGUGGCCUCGUAAGCAAAUCCGACAAUAGCAAUAGGCACUCGAGAAUCGAAAUGGGGUCCGGACACUUUCCUACAGAAGGUUAUACAAAAGCAAGUUACUUCGAUGGACUAAAAAUCCGUCUAGAUAAUGACGAUGAAAAUAUUUGGACUUCUCCAGGGAAUAACCUUACAAAAGACGUGACCAAUCCUCAAUGUUACGACAUUGAAAUCUUUUCUGGCAAUGACAAUUUUCCUGGCUUCUAUUAUGGAGGCCCCGGUGACCAUAUUUCAUGCAUUUGA
Molecule: messenger RNA, 1122 nt
Organism: Tripterygium wilfordii
Lineage: Eukaryota; Viridiplantae; Streptophyta; Magnoliopsida; Celastrales; Celastraceae
Exons: 6
Coding region: 1-1122 (373 amino acids)
Source: RefSeq, a predicted model, not a curated record